CCUUUUGACAAAAAAAAAACUAACAAUCCCCCAGACUACACCCUCAACAACCCCGAUACUCUGACCAAGUACAAGACCGCCGCUCAGAUCUCUGAGAAGGUCUUGGCCGCGGUUGCCGAGCUCAUUAAGCCUGGCGAGAAGAUUGUCACCAUCUGCGAGAAGGGCGACAAGCUCAUCGAGGAGGAGCUCGCCAAGGUCUACCGUGGAAAGAAGGUCAACAAAGGCUUCUCCCACCCUACCACCAUCUCCCCGGCUUCUUUCGUGACCCCCUACACCCCCCUUACCUCCGAUGAGGCCGAGGCUGGCGCUGAGAUCAAGGAGGGCGAGCCCAUCAAGAUCCAGCUCGGUGCCCAGAUUGACGGCUUCGGUUCUAUCGUUUGCGACACCGUCAUCGCCGGCGGAGAAAUCACUGGUCGUUCCGCCGACCUGGUUCUCGCCAACUACUACGCCAAUGAGCUGCUCCUCCGCUUGCUGCUCCCGCCCGGUCUGCUCGCUUCCGGCACCGACGAGGAGAAGGCCAAGGCUGCCGCCGCCAAGGCUCCCACCCAGGCCAAGAUUACCAGCCUGCUCGAGAAGGUCGUCAAGUCCUACGACUGCAACCUGGUCGAGAGCACCACCUCAUGGCUGUUUGAGCGCAACGAGAUUGAGGGCAAGAAGAAGAUUGUCCUUGCUCCCGCUGAGGGCACCAAGGGCGACGGCGUCCCCGAGAUUGGCGAGGUCUGGGGUGUCGAGAUGGGCGUGAGCUUGGGCGCUGGCAAGGUCAAGACCUUGGACUCCAGAACUACUCUGCACCGCCGCACCACCACCAACUACGGCCUCAAGCGCCCUACUUCCCGCAAGAUUCUCUCCGAGGUCCAGAAGAAGUUUGGAACCUUCCCCUUCAGCUUGCGCCAGCUCGAUGACGAGCGCGAUGCCAAGUCUGGUGUCGUUGAGUGCGUGCGUGGCAACGUCUUCCGCGCCUACGAGGUUGUUGGCGACAAGGACAACUCCCCCGUCGCCCGUUACCUGUCGACGAUUGCCAUCACUAAGAACGGCAUCACCAAGCUCGGUGCGCCACCCGCUCUCGACCUCGAGAAGGUCAAGUCGGACAAGAAGAUUGAGGACGAGGAGAUUCUCAAGAUCCUCGAGCAGCCUCUGUCCAGAAAUACCGGAAAGAGCAAGAAGAACAAGAAGAAGAAGAAGCCGGCCAAGAAGGCCGCUGCUGCGGGCGGCGAGGAGGAGGAAGAGAGCGAUGAGGAGUAG
Messenger RNA from Colletotrichum orchidophilum, 1242 nucleotides. Its product is annotated as DNA-binding protein. The annotation marks the transcript as partial. The record is from RefSeq and is a predicted model, not a curated record. The transcript is spliced from 3 exons. NCBI's taxonomy places the organism in Eukaryota, Fungi, Ascomycota, Sordariomycetes, Glomerellales, Glomerellaceae.